CCGGGCGUCCCGGAGGCCGGAGGCGGCUGGCGCGGAGUAGCCGGGUGGCGGGGCCGCCAUGGCGGUGCGACAGGCGCUGGGCCGCGGCCUGCAGCUGGGCCGAGCGCUGCUGCUGCGCUUCACGGCCAAGCCCGGCCCGGCCUGCGGCUGGGGGCGGCCCGAGCGGCCGGGCCCCGCGGCGGGCUGGGGCCGCGGAGAACGCCCGGGCCAGGCCGCGGGACCCGGCGCGGAGCGGCGCAGGCUGGGGCUCGGGCUCCCCGACCGCUACCGCUUCUUCCGCCAGUCGGUGGCCGGGCUGGCGGCGCGACUCCAGCGGCAGUUCGCGGUGCGGGCCCGGGGUGGCGCGGGCCCUUGCGGCCGGGCCGUCUUUCUGGCCUUCGGGUUGGGCCUGGGCCUCAUCGAGGAGAAGCAGGCGGAGGGCCGGCGGGCGGCGGCGGCCUGUCAGGAGAUCCAGGCAAUUUUCACCCAGAAAAACAAGCUGCUUCCUGACCCUUUGGACACUAGACGCUGGCAGGGCUUCCGGCUGGAGGAGUAUCUGAUAGGGCAGUCCAUUGGCAAGGGUUGCAGUGCUGCUGUGUAUGAAGCCACCAUGCCUGUGUUGCCCCAGAACCGGGAGGUGGUGAAGAGCAUCAGACCUCUUCCAGGCCGAGGCCCAGAUGUCGUUGCACGAGAAGAGGAGCCAGCUUCACAGGCCCCUACCUUUCCCUUAGCCAUCAAGAUGAUGUGGAAUAUCUCGGCGGGCUCCUCCAGUGAAGCCAUCUUUAGCACAAUGAGCCAGGAACUCGUCCCAGCUAGUCGAGUGGCCCUGGCUGGGGAGUACGGAGCGGUCACUUACAGAAAAUCCAAGGGUGGUCCCAAGCAGCUGGCCCCUCACCCCAACAUCAUCCGGGUCUUUCGUGCCUUCACCUCUUCUGUACCACUGCUGCCAGGAGCCCUGGUUGACUACCCUGAUGUGCUGCCCCCACGUCUUCACCCCGAAGGCCUGGGCCACGGGCGGACGCUCUUCCUCGUUAUGAAGAACUACCCCUGUACGCUGCGCCAGUACCUCCGCGAGAACACCCCAAGCCCCCGCCUCGCCACCGUGAUGAUCUUACAGCUGCUGGAGGCGGUGGAUCAUCUGGUUCAACAGGGCGUCGCGCACAGAGACUUAAAAUCUGACAACAUUCUCGUGGAGUUGGAUGCAGAUGGCUGCCCCUGGCUGGUGAUCGCAGACUUUGGCUGCUGCCUGGCUGACGAGCGCACCGGCCUGCAGCUGCCUUUCACCAGCUGGUAUGUGGAUCGGGGCGGAAACGGCUGCCUGAUGGCUCCAGAGGUGUCCACUGCCUGCCCAGGCCCCAGGGCAGUGAUCGACUACAGUAAGGCUGAUGCCUGGGCCGUGGGUACGCUUGCCUACGAAAUCUUCGGGCUCUCCAAUCCUUUUUAUGGCCAGGGCAGGGCCCACCUUGAAAGCCGCAGUUACCAGGAGGCUCAGCUGCCCACGAUGCCCGAGUCAGUCCCUCUGGAUGCAAGACAGCUGGUGAGGUCACUGCUCCAGCGAGAGGCCAGCAAGAGACCAUCUGCCCGAGUAGCUGCUAAUGUGCUUCAUUUAAGCCUCUGGGGUGAACAUACUCUCGCCCUGAAGAAUCUAAAACUAGACAAGAUGAUUGGCUGGCUCCUCCAGCAGUCAGCUGCCACUCUGCUGGCUGACCGGCUCACGGAGAAGAGCUGCGUGGAAACCAAGAUGAAGAUGUUAUUUCUAGCCAACCUGGAGUACGAAGCGCUGUGCCAGGCAGCCCUGCUCCUCUACUCCUGGAGAGCAGCCCCAUGAGGGCUCCGCUGUAGCUGGUGCAUUUUACUAAAAGAACUUAGCAACA
This is a messenger RNA of Nyctereutes procyonoides (raccoon dog), 1853 nucleotides long. It is a transcript of the gene PINK1, whose product is annotated as PTEN induced kinase 1. Gene Ontology annotation, molecular function: protein serine/threonine kinase activity; ATP binding. The record is from RefSeq and is a predicted model, not a curated record. The transcript has 8 exons. The coding region runs from base 59 to 1807 and encodes 582 amino acids. Gene Ontology annotation, biological process: autophagy of mitochondrion; positive regulation of mitochondrial fission; regulation of apoptotic process. NCBI's taxonomy places the organism in Eukaryota, Metazoa, Chordata, Mammalia, Carnivora, Canidae. Gene Ontology annotation, cellular component: mitochondrion.